This is a messenger RNA of Dermacentor silvarum, 2196 nucleotides long. RefSeq names its product ornithine decarboxylase-like. The record is from RefSeq and is a predicted model, not a curated record. Lineage: Eukaryota; Metazoa; Arthropoda; Arachnida; Ixodida; Ixodidae. Bases 182 to 1492 code for a protein of 436 amino acids. Gene Ontology annotation, cellular component: cytoplasm. Gene Ontology annotation, molecular function: ornithine decarboxylase activity. The transcript is spliced from 9 exons.
GCGUUGUUCCAGCUCUUCGCGUGUCUGCGGUUUUGUUAUCUCUCUCUUGCAUUCGUGUUUUUGUGGUCGUCAGUAGGCUGCGCACUUUGUCCUUGCUUUUAGCGCCGUUCUUUGUGCGCUCGGUUAAAAAGAAGGAGCACCGGCAUUUUCGUUUCGCAGUUAGAGCAGCGCGGGGUUCGCAAUGGGAGAAAGCAAGGACAGCGAAGAUUUGGUUCACGUUGAGGAAAAAGUCACGGAUGUCGCCCGAAAAGUCAUUGAAUCACAGAAUGCAGACGAUGCCUUUUUUGUUUGUGAUUUACGAGAUUUGGAAGCGAAGAUAAAGCUAUGGCGUGAGGAAAUACCCCGUGUGACGCCUUUUUAUGCCAUCAAGGCAUGCUCAGACCCUGUAAUACUUCAAAUCCUCAACACCCACGGAGUGAACUUCGAUUGUUCAAACAAGGCCGAAAUGAUGUCUGUAUUCGACAUGGGCGUCACUGCAAAUCGCAUCGUGUACGCCAACACGGUGAAGUGCACCUCACAUCUGCGCUUUGCGCAACAACGAGGAGUGACCCUCAUCACUUUCGAUUCAGCGGAAGAGUUAGAGAAAAUCGACGACCCAAACGCGAGGUUGCUGCUGCGUAUAGCUGCAAAUGAAUAUGGUGUACAGCAGUCCAUGAAUGCCAAAUAUGGGAUUCCAUUCCAUGAUGCAAGAAAUGUUCUCUCUGCCGCUCGCGAUAUGGAAUUGAAUGUCGUUGGUGUGUCAUUUCACGUUGGGUGCGCGUAUAAGCACCCCGAAAUAUUCGCACUGACAAUCGCUGAUGCCAGAACCGUUUUCGACAUUGGCAUCGAGAUGGGUUUCGCAAUGACAGUCCUCGACAUCGGGGGAGGAUUUCCUGGCGGCGUUCGAAAGAAAGACCAUUUCUACAAGGUGUGCGAAGCUGUACGAUCUGCCAUCGACCAGUUUUUUCCUGCCUCGUCUGGUGUCGAGAUAAUUGGUGAACCGGGACAGUUUUUCGUCACAUCCGCGUACACUUUGCUCACGAAGGUGGUCGGCAAGAAAACGAAGGAACUCGUCAUUGACGGCCUGACACACACGCAUCAAAACGUGUACAUAAAUGAGAGCAAAUACAACUGCAUUCCUCGGGACCUCUACCCGUUCAUGGACAUAAGUUACCGACCACUUGAUCCGCCCUAUGAAAGGCCUUUAGAAGUGCUCACCACUCUCUGGGGUGCUACCUGCAAUCCCAUGGACUGCAUUCUGAGCAAGGUGCCAUUCUUCGAAGUCUCCGUGGAAGAGUGGCUACUAAUGGAUAACAUGGGCGCCUACACGCUCGUGCUGGCCUGCGGUUUCAACGGCUUUCCCAUGCCAGAAGUGCACUACAUAUGCACGGCAGAGAUCGCUCCCCAACUUCGUCGCACCAUCGACGCCAUGGUCGUCCGAUCUGGCUACGGCCACUUGCAACAGGCUGUCAAGUGGCACCGCAUGCGAAACAGUCUGUCACAUAAGGCUUAGUUUAGCUUCGCUUAGCUUAGCUUCCCGCCUGCAAAACUCGAUGAGCAGACUUUCUGCCAGCCGCAAACUUAAUGCACUCGUAAAUGGAGCUUUCGGAAUGUAAUUAUUGUGGGAACGUGCUCCGUCAGUUAUUUACCUUAACUGUUACAAAUACGUACAGUGGAGCGCAUUAAGCAACAUGGUAUGGCAGUGAGUUUUGUUGUAAAUUGAAUACAUUCUUAUUACAUUUAUUUUAUGUCAAGUCUCUAGAAGAGACCCCCAGUGUGCUAACACACCGAAAUUACCAGUCGGUGUUAGCUCCAACGGCAUAUAAGAAGUUCUUCCUUCACACCCAUUUAUCUCUACCUUUAUUCUGUCAGAAGUUGUGAGAAAACCAUUGUACGACUCCGCGUGUAAUCGAAAACCGUUCUUCCCAGCCCUGCGGAGUCCUACAGUCAGCAUCUGAACAUUUAUAUAGCCAGUAUCAUCAGUAUGCGAUACACUAUAAUUAAUGUCUUGUUGACCCAAUCUAUAAUUUUACAUGCGUGGUGCAAAAAUAGCAGCCCCUGCUGUGGCAGACUCGGAUAUAGUUCUGUCUCGCACAGUGACCUAUUAUGCCCGUAGUACAGUUUCUUCUGAAUUUAAAGUACCUGAUACAUUACCGCCUUUUUCCAACAGCGGGCUCUAACUUUCCCUGUCGCUUCUUUUAAGCAAUAAACCUGUGA